Penicillium roqueforti is the source of this 402-nucleotide messenger RNA. RefSeq lists its product as uncharacterized. Lineage: Eukaryota; Fungi; Ascomycota; Eurotiomycetes; Eurotiales; Aspergillaceae. The record is from RefSeq and is a predicted model, not a curated record. The transcript has 5 exons. The coding region runs from base 1 to 402 and encodes 133 amino acids.
AUGCGUUACUCCAUCUCAAAUUUUCCUCUUAUAUCAUCCUAUAUCAAUAAACGAUCAUUUGAAGUUGGUCGAAGCCUUGAAGCAAUCGUUGUUUACUCAUUCCUCCGGUUGAAAACCAUGCGCUGCCUAUGGAGGUUUCUCAGUUGGCCAAAACGGCAGAAAUCCGAGGACGACGAAGGGCAACUGCCCUUAGAAACCUUAGACGGAGUAGCUCUUCUCCAGUCACAGUCAGCGCAGAGUUCUAGGCUCAAUGGGGCUCAGGAUACUCGGUCGACGUCUGGUUUUCAAGAGCGCUAUGUUAGAAUCGGGAUUGGAGGUGCUGGCAAUCUGCGCAAGUCCUGCUUCCCUUUCCUCCGUGCUAAUCGACUCUCAAAGUCCUUUGCCAUAAUGGCCGAGAAAUAA